CUGGGGUUCAGUUGCUGUUCAGGACAGGAACGCAGACAGGCUGCUUGCCUUCAGCCACACGUUGUUACUCUUUUUAUUUGCCAAACGAUUACAUUCUGCAGCUGCUGAGUACAAGGCCAUUUGUGUUCCAUUGGUAAGUUAACAGUUGUUUGUUGAACAGCCAAAAUCCCAUUUAGGAGAAGAUGAGACAGCACCCGUUUCUAAUAUGUACACCUUUUAUUUGAAACUCUCAUUUCUGUAACUCCUAGUGGACAAAAAUCCCAGCGGUCUGUCCGCAUUGUGGCGUUUCCGUCGGAUCAGACGAGUUUCGGUGUAUCUGUUAGACACCGCUCCCUCGGGACGAUGCCAGCCCGGAGCCCGCCAGCCCUGCCCGAUGCGGGCCGCGCCGCCUCCAGGCCCCGCUCCCAGAGCCGCGCCUCCGGGAGAUGGCGGUGCGCUCCCCGCUGCCGAGCAGCACCGCCCCGCGGGGCCUUUGUCUCGCCGCCGCCGCCGCCGCUUAGGGGCCUGGGCUCGGUGCGGGACAAGCGGAACUGGCGGGAUGCCGGCCCCUUAAGUGAUCCGAUCUCCCCAUCGCCUUGCACACCGUCGACGGCCGGCCAGCCGGCGACCCCCACCAUAGCUUUCCCGCCGCCGAGGCUCGGGUCUUUCUCGGCGCCGCCCCGCCCGCGCCCCGCCUCCUUGUAGCCCCCCCCGGCGGCCGGCGGGAGCCGCUGAGUGACGGGCGGAGCGCGGCCGGGGCAGAGGCCGUCGUGUUUCGCCGCCGGCGGCGGGAGGCGCGGAGCGGGCGGGCCGGGCCAUGCGCCGCCGCGGCACCGUCUGGGCGCAGGCAGCCGCCGUGUGCGACCAAUAUGGCUGCGCGCUGCCGCGAAUGAAAGGAGGCGCCUGGAGCUGAGGCCGUCUCCCCCCACCCCUCCUCGCCCCGCGGCCUGCAGUGAGCGCAGGAGAGAAGUUGGCUGAGCCGCCCCGCGGGGUGGGGGGCGCCGGCUGCCGGCGGAGGAGGCGGCGGUAGAGAGGAGGAGGAGGAGGAGGGGGAGGAGAAGUUGUUUGGCCGCCGGGAAGGCGGAAAGGAGAGCGCGGCGCCGGCCGAGGAGGACGAGGAGCAGCCCCGCAGCCGGCUUUCCCCCCCCCGAGCGCCCGAGGGGAGAGCGGCGGUCGGCAGCCCGCGGCGGGAGGAGGAGGCGCAGGGCGGCCCGGCCCCGGCUCGGAGUCGUGCGGCGGCCGGCGGCGGCGCCUCCCCCUCGACCCGCGCGUCCCCGGGGGCGGCGGCCGACCGGUGGGGCAGGGGGCCGAAGUUUGGCCGUCGGCGACCAUGGAGCCGAAGCACAAGGAGCUGCUCGCGCAGUGCCGGCAGAGCCUGGCGCAGGCCAUGACUGAGGUGGACAAGGUGGUGGAGCUGCUGGAGGCCGCCGGCGCUCUCGGUCCCCGCGACCUGCGCGACCUGGAGGCGGCGGGCGGCGGCAAGGCCGAAUUGCUGAUCGCCCUGCUGCUGGCCAAGGAGCGGGACCACUUCCAGGACCUGCGGGUGGCCCUGGAGAAGACGCAGCCCCACCUGCUCUCCAUCCUCUACCUGAACGGCGUGGCGGGGGCGCCGGCGGCGGCGGAGGAGACGGCCGGAUCUACUUACAGUGUGCUGUCCAUAAUGCCUUCUGAUUCUGAAAGCAGCAGUUCUCUGAGUAGCAUUGGUACAACUGGCAAAGCAUCAUCUCCACCACCUGUAUCAGAUACAAGACAGAUGAGUGAGAAGCUGGAGACAAUAUUAUUUCAGCUCCGACAGGUAACUCGGGAGAGGGAUGAGCUGCGCAAGCGACUUGCACUUUCAUCUCCUGGAUCAACUUUUGAUGACUGCAGGCCUAGUCCAAAACCUAAUCAUGACUAUGAAAGACUGAAGAUUCAGUGCAUGAAGGCCAUGUCAGACCUACAGUCCCUGCAGAAUCAACAUACUAAGACAUUAAAAAGAUGUGAAGAAGCAGCAAAAGAGGCUGAUUUUUAUCACACAUUGCACAGUCGACUGCUGAGUGACCAAUCACAGCUGAAGGAGGACAUGGAUACCUUGAAGAGGAAAAACACACAGUUGGUGAGAGAACAUAACCAUCUCCAGCAGUCGUGUGAGGAAAUGAAAAGGCUUCACGAUGAGGAUCAGAAAGAGAUAACAGACCUACGCAGCCAGCAGCAGCAGGUUAUGAAGCAAAAUGGGUCAUCAGAGAUAUUAAAUAAGCUCUAUGAUACAGCAAUGGACAAGCUAGAGGGUGUGAAGAAGGAUUAUGAUGCCUUAAGAAAGCGUUACAAUGAGAAGAUAGCAAGUCACAAUACAGAUCUCAGUCGCCUAGAGCAGGCUGAGGAGGAGAACAGACGUCUUCAGAAACAGAUUGACAUGCUAAUGAAGCAAAGGGACACAGCAAUACAUUUUCAACAGCAAUAUUCGUCCUCUCUCAGAAGAUUUGAGUCAGUACAGCAGGAACUAAGCAACGCCACAGCCCAAAACAAAGAGUUGCAGAGAGAGAUGGAGCGAUUACAGUCAGAGGUGACAAGGUUCAAAACAAUGCAGCUGAAAGCAGCAAAGGAUUCAGAAAAAUACAAGGAAGAAAGGGAUUCAGUUUUCAAUGAAUAUCGCCUCAUAAUGAGUGAGAGAGAUCAAGUAAUCAAAGAGGUAGAUAAGCUUCAAACAGAGCUGGAGCUUGCAGAGUCCAAACUGAAGAACACUUCUUCUGAGAAACGAGUGGCUAGUGAAGAGAUGGAAGCUUUAAGACAGGAGCUGAACUCAGCUUUAGUGGAAAGAGAUCGAGCAAUUUGUGAGAGGAAUGAGUUGCUGGAAAAAUACUGUCAUGAAGUGAAGGACAAAGCUGAGGCCCAGAAGGAGCUUGAUCAAGCUUGCAAGGAUAUAGAGACAGUGAAGGAAGAAAGAGAUGUUGCCAGGAAAGAGAGAACAGAAGCCAUAAUCCAAAGGGACCAUCUAUUAAGGGAAUACUAUCAAGCCCGUCAGAUACAAGAUUCUGCUACCUUAGACAUAGAAAGAGCAAACAAAGAAAUUGAAAUGCUUCGGAAACAAUAUGAGGCUAUGUCACAAGAACUAAAGGAAGCUGUCCAGGAAGCAGAAGUAGCCAAGUGCAGGAGAGACUGGGCUUUCCAAGAGCGAGAUAAGAUUGUUGCAGAAAGGGAAAGUAUACGGACUCUGUGUGACAACUUACGGAGGGAGAGAGACCGAGCUGUGAGUGACUUGGCUGAAGCUCUUCGCAAUCUGGAUGACAUGAGGAAGCAGAAAAAUGAUGCUGUGCGUGAACUGAAGGAACUGAAAGAGAAGAUGGAGAAUCAGUUGGAAAAGGAGGCCAGAUUCCGUCAACUGAUGGCCCAUAGUUCCCACGACUCAGCCAUAGACACAGAUUCUCUGGAAUGGGAAACAGAAGUAGUGGAAUUUGAAAAAGACAGAGACGAUAUGGACUUGAAAGCACUUGGUUUUGAUGUGGCAGAAGGUGUGAAUGAACCAUACCUCCCUGGAGACUGUGGGAUCUUUGUUACCAAAGUAGACAAAGGAAGUGUUGUGGAUGGUCGAUUAAGAGUAAAUGAUUGGUUGCUGAAGAUAAAUGAUGUCGAUCUUACUAAUAAGGAUAAAAAGCAAGUUAUAAAAGCUGUCUUAAAUGGAGGAGGUGUUAUUAACAUGGUGGUUCGAAGAAGGAAGUCCUUGGGUGGACGAGUGAUAACACCACUUCACAUCAAUGUUUCUGGGCAUAAAGAUAGUGGAGUAAGUCUAGAAAAUGGAAUAUUUGUUGCUGCUGUUGUGCCUGGAAGCCCAGCUGCCAAAGAGGGUUCCCUUACUGUGGGAGACAGAAUAAUUGCUAUCAAUGGCAUUGCACUAGAUAAUAAGUCACUUAAUGAAUGUGAAGCUUUGUUACGAAACUGCAGGGAUUCCCUUACUCUGUCAUUGUUGAAGGUUUUUCCUCAGAGUUCGUCUUGGAGUGGUCAAAAUAUAUUUGAAAAUCUGAAGGAUUCAGAAAAAAUAUCAAAUUGUAGGGUUCACGCAUCAGAGAUACAAGCCCAAAACAAAAGAAAUCUGAAACUCAACAGCUCAACACAGACUGACAUUUUCAAUCCAGACAUCAUGGAUGUCAAGAAAGACCAGAAUGAUCAGGGCAGUCGUUCAUUUUGUGAUCACAAACCCUUCCCUAACAACACGUUACGAGUAGACUCUCAUAGGAACACAGUGCACAGUUGCCACAGUAAUUCAGAACAUAGUCUCAGCUCCUUCAACCCAGAGACAUAUGGGGACCGAGGCUAUGGAGUUGUUGACUUGGACAACAGGAGGCUGCCUUAUGAACCUACAGAUAAUGACUGUAUGGUGGUUGAGACUGCAUUUGACAAAGGACACGGUACUAAGCAUAGUGGUGGUACCUGGCCGAAAGUCAUGGUUAAUAUCUCAGCAACAGAAACAGAAAAGUUUUCUGUGUACAAAAAGCCAAAACAAAGGAAAUCUAUCUUUGAUCCUGAUACUUUCAAAAGGCCGCCAACUCCUCCUAAGCCAGAGUACCUUUCUCCAAAUCAGGUGACAGGCCAUUCACCUCAGCCAUCAAAAGCUGAAGUGGCUUCAACUCCUCCAACUCCUCCUAAGAGAAGUGACUCCAUCAAAUUUAAACAUAAACAGCAGGCAAGCUCUGCUUCAGAGUCUACAGUAACAACUGGAUCACCACCUACCAGCCCAGCCACUGCCCAAGCUCCAGUUUCCUUGGCACUUAAACAAGACUCUGCUACUCUCAAGGGGCGCAACAGGAAUGCUGGAAAUUAUUAUCGUGAGGAGGGAAUUGACUGUACUCAUCUCUCCUCAAGGAAAUCCUGUGAAGAUGACAUCGGCUUUCAAAGAGUUGAAGAGCCAGAGAUAAAAAGGCCAAGGCCAAAAUCUGCUCCUGCCCUGAGACAUAAAAUGGCCCCUAUGCCCAUUCCUAAUCCUGCGCUUCAGGUGCAAAAAUAUACACCGGCUAGUGAGGAACACCUGUCUCCAGAGGUACAGGAAUGGGCACUGUAUUCACCAAAACGUUCUGCUAGGCAUAGUGAUGGCUUUGUGUCUUCCACUUUGUACACUGGAGGCAUGUCAUCAGGUACUGUACCAAGAAGCUUAGCACCGUGCCCUGCAGUAACUGCGGUCAUGCGAAAUCCCAUCUAUACUGCAUGGAGCCACAGAGUACACACCAACAAUUGCCCAUCCGUUGCCAGCCAAAUAUGCCAUCAGCAUCUGCAUCCCAGUGCCCAGCAUCAAGGUCGCUUGAGCUUGGACCUGAGUCAUAAGCACUCCAAUGAAUACUCUGAAAAUCCACGUACAAGAGCAUCUCAUGGCUCAAAUUCACUGCCAUCCAGUGCAAGACUUGGUUCUUCGAGUAACUUGCAGUACAGAACAGAAAGGAUUAAGAUCCCUUUAACGCCAAGAUAUCCAAGGUCCGUCAUGGGCUCUGACAGAGGCUCUUUGUCACACUCUGAAUGUAGCAGUCCCAGCUUGAUAACUCCUCCCCAGUCACCUCUUAACUUGGAAACAUCUUCCUUUGCCAGCAGCCAAUCUCAGAACUCCCUUUCUACUUUACCUAGAAUUUCCAUUAGCCCAGUAUCUGCUGGAGAACGUAGGAAAGAUAGAUAUCUGUUCCGUAAUAGGUCUUUUCUGAGAAUCCCUGUGGCUCCUAGGCCUAGGUUCUCAUCACUAAGGAGUUUGAGGCCCUACAUGGAAGAGCCACGUCAUGUUAAAGUGCAGAAGGGUUCUGAGCCACUAGGAAUUUCCAUUGUGAGUGGAGAAAAUGGUGGAAUAUUUGUCUCUAAAGUAACAGGUGGGAGCAUUGCACAUCAAGCUGGACUUGAGUACGGUGAUCAGUUACUAGAGUUUAAUGGAAUAAAUUUGAGAAAUGCUACAGAGCAACAGGCUCGAUUAAUCAUUGGACAACAGUGCGACACAAUUACUAUUCUGGCUCAGUAUAACCCACACAUGUAUCAGCUUGGCAAUCAUUCACGAUCAAGUUCUCGCCUAGAACCUGUGAGUAAUCAUUCCACCCCUCAAGGCAGUGGAGCUGCAACUCCCGACAAUCAUUCCAUAAUCGAUACUGUGAGUGAACAGGAUGAAGGAACAAUGACACCCCCAUCCAAACAAACCACGCCGACCACAAGUCCCCGAAAUUCCUUUAGGGGCCCUGUGGACACAAACAAAAGGACCCCUGAACCAAGAACUGUUGUUGUUAAAAAAUCCCAAGUGGAUCUUGGGAUCCAGAUAUGUGGUGGAAAUCUGUAUGGAAUAUUUGUAUCAGAUGUAGAUGAUGAUAGCCCAGCUAAAGGACCUGAUGGACUAGUUUUGGGUGAUAUGAUACUUGAGUAUGGAUCCAUUGAUAUGCGAACUAAAACAGCUGAGGAAGCUUACCUCGAAAUGUUGAAACCUGGAGAAAAUAUCAAAAUAAAGACUCAAUACAGAAUUGAGGAAUUUAAUAGGAUAAAAGAGCUUCCUGGAGAUGGAUUCUUUAUCAGAGCACUUUAUGACCGUGUGGCAGAGGUGGAACAGGACUUAAGCUUUAAGAAGGAUGACAUUUUGUAUGUUGAUGAUACUUUACCACAAGGAAACUUUGGUUGCUGGAUGGCUUGGCAGCUAGAUGAGAAUGCUCAGAAACUGGAAAGAGGACAGAUUCCUAGUAAAUAUAUGAUGGAUCAGGAAUUCUAUAGGAGACACAGCAUGUCUGAGACUAAGGAUGAGAACAGCUCUUCCAAGACAUUGUCAGCAGCAGCACGAAGGUCAUUUUUUAGGAGAAAGCAUAAACACAAACGGAGUGGUUCCAAAGAUGGAAAGGAUUUGCUUGCUCUCGAUACAAUCAGCACAGACUCAAUCCCAUUCUUGGAUGAUUCUGCAAGUCUGGCGUAUCAGCGUGUACAGAAAGUGGACUGUACCUCUCCUAGACCCGUGCUUAUUCUAGGACCAUUACUUGAUGCUGUGAAAGACAUGUUGGUCAAAGAAUCCCCAGGAAAAUUUUGCAGAUGUCCUCUUGAGGUUAUGAAGGCUUCCCAACAAGCCAUUGAGAGAGGUGUGAAGGAUUGCCUAUUUAUAGAUUAUAAACGGAGGAGUGGACAUUUUGAUGUAACAACUGUUGCUUCAAUAAAGGAGAUAACAGAAAAGGAUUGUCAUUGUCUGCUUGACAUCGCUCCUCAUGCCAUCGAACGGCUCCACAGUGUUCAUAUCUACCCCAUAGUAAUUUUUAUUCGCUACAAAAAUGCUAAACAAAUCAAAGAGCAAAAAGACCCAAUCUUCCUGAGGGACAAAGUUACACAAAAACAUUCCAAAGAACAGUUUGAGACAGCUCAAAAAAUAGAACAAGAGUAUAGCAAGUACUUUACAGGCAUUGUCCAGGGAGGAGCCCUUUCAAGCAUUUGCACUCAGAUUAUGACAACUGUCGAUCAAGAACAAAACAAAGUCCUGUGGAUCCCAGCUGGCCCACUGUAGAUUUAUUUUUGCUGUGAAACUGCUUUGCAGGUGUAAAUAACCAACUAACUUUCUAUUCAAUGGACUCUGCCCGUUUCUGUCUUUAUAAAGAUGUAAGUAAGUGAUUCCUGUUUCAUGAAGGGGAACGAUAACACUGAACACAAGAAGAACCAACAAGGCAUUUGGGAAGGGUAGAUCACUUCACCGAGCUUGUCUCUUCUGCUAUACAUGUGACAGGUUGGCAUGUGGGUUACAGCCUGUGUGGACUUGUCCGUAAAUAAUCAAUUUAGCAAUGCUGCAAAACCCUGUAGAACAACAAGUUUACAAAAACCUUUUCAAAAGUAUUUGGUUGUUGCUGUUUACUUGAAUGUCUUUUUUGUUGUUUUUGUUUUAUUUUAUAACUCUGUGUCCUUUCACAAAAUGAGGUAACUCUUCAAAACAGAGUGAAAUUCUGAGUAUGAGUGAAUGGUUUAUGCACAUGACUCUUACCUGCAGUUUUUACCAUUUCUAAGCACAUUGACUUGACAACCAGAUAAUACAGGAUUUUAUUGGUACGUCUUGGGAGUAAGUUCAGAAGGAAGUACACUCUUUUACAGGGCAGACCACUGUUUGUAUUAUGUCAACACUUGUCUGUCAAAGACAUUGUUUCUUGUCUUAUGCAUGAAUCUGAUAUUUAAAUGUCAUAAUAUAACUGAACAAUCCAAACUUAUUGUGUGUUGAGAAAUAACAAUUUUUGGUUGUUGGGCCUGGAUAAAUACAGGUGGGCAAGAGUCGUAAGCUAGGCCUAGCAUGCUGUGUUCUGUCACUUUCAGAUACUGUAAAUAUGGAAAGCUUACGUUGGUGCAAUUUUGCAGGGUAAUUCUGAAGCUUUGUAUUUCAGUGUGUAGCAUUCACAUAGUUUUUUAUUUAAGAGCAGCCACAGGUUUAGGGCUUUGAUUAAAAGCCUGUAGAAAGGUACUGAAUUGUUAAUGUUUUCACUGUAAAAAGUAAGUGAUUGUUUAGUUUUGAUUGCAAUACUUACUUAUUGUACCAAACUCCAUUGUAUCAGUUUCCUUUUUGUUUUUUGUUUUUUGUUUUUUGUUUUUUGUUUUUUUUUUUUUUUUGCACUUCUGACUCUGUGUUCCUAACACAGAUUUUUUACCUGUCUCUUCUGUCUCUUGUGCCAUGUUUUUUGGGUACUGUAUUUUAAUUGUUUUUAAAAUAUAAUUUCAGUAGAACUGCUUUUCAGUCGUUGUUCCUAACAUUUCAUUAUGUAGGGGUUUCUAGUUUUACACUACAACCUACAGUUUUGUUUGCAGCUUGUUGAAAUGAAAAAGGGAUUCUUCUUGCACAGGUCUUCAAAGAAACAUUUGGUCCUAAAUUUAAAUUCCAUUUUGCAGAUGCUAUUUUAUAGUUCAAAGUACUAUAUAUAGUUACAUGCUAUAUAGAGAGAGUAUUUUUGAACUGUAAUACAUACAAAACAUAUAUAUAUAUAUAUACAGUAUUAUUUUAUUUACUAUUCUACUAUAUUGUUGUAAUACUGUGUGUAUAUAUAUAAAUGAAAUAGAAGAUGGUAUGCAUGUAUUUGUCAUGGUGAGGGACAGCAGUUAUUUUUCAGUUAUUUCAUUUUUGUUUCUUUGUUUUUUAAAGUUUGAGGUCAGAGUAGACUUCAGUGGUACAACUGAAACAGACAGGUACUGUUCUGACAUGAUUUUUCUGUACUAAAAUAAAAAUGUCACUUUGUAUCAAAAAAAAAAAAGUUAAAGAAACUGAUUACUAAAUAAAGGUCACUUUCUAUAACUUGACUUAGUUGAGUCUCAAAAUACAUUUUAUUUUUUGCCUAAAGUUAUAUAUAAGUUUAAGUGUCCAUCUUGAAAGAAACAAAUUUUGGUUUAGUGUUUUUACCCAGCCUUGUGUACUUAAAUGCCAAAGACUUUUAAAAACUGCUGGAGACAAGAAAGGAGAUUUUGUUAGCGUAUUUUUAACUUUCUGUGGCCAAGUGGUAUGUAAGGAUUUCAAACGGAUGCUUUGUUUCCUAUUUGUUUCCUGCAAAUGCAGGAUUUAAUGGGAGAAUGAAUAUAUUACUGUUACUUUCAAUACUUGUAUCCCUGAGAAUUCCUACCUGAAUUUCAGGUAAAAUCUGAAUGGUGAAGCAAUUAUUAAUAGUUAAAAUGUAUGUAGAAUUUCAUGUGUCAGUCUUUAUGCUUCAGAUACACCAACCUAUUCUGUUAAUAGUUAAAUUCAGGAAAAGCUAUUAUUGUACAUUUUUCUGCUUCAUCAGUUGCUUUAUUCUCAAAUGCUAAAUUAUCAGCUUGAGCAGGAACCAGACUGGAAGAUGGUCAGCAACCUGAGUACCUACAACUGGCCUUUCGUUGUGAGACAGGACAUGCUCCUUCUCUGCAUUUCUUCAGGAAACAAACAAAAAAACCAAAAACACUCCCUCCAAAAAACAGCUCCAAAAACCACUCUGGCACCACCUUCAAACAGAGUACAAAUUAAAUGAGGAUAGGCAGGUUUUGGCAGGUCAGUCAGUAAAAGCCAUGCCAUGCAUGCCUACUGAUCACAAGGAAGUAGAGUUGAAGGCUCGGUUAAACAUGAGUGAGAUUCCUUUAUCUCUCAUUAAGUUAUCUGACACACUAUUUGAUUUUAUAAUGCUAUAUGGUGGACCUAGAUUUGAACAUUGUUUUCAAAAUAAGAACUUUAUCGAGGUGUUUAAAUAGGAAUAUAGCUCUGUGCCUGUUUUGACAAUGCCUUAAAGGUAAUGUGGUUAGAGAACAAAAUCUGCAGUAUGUCCCCUUCUGCUUGUAAAUUUUUACUUUAUUUCCCAUAGCUAAACUGUGGCAUAAAAUGGCUGAAUACAAUCCA
Lagopus muta (rock ptarmigan) is the source of this 10270-nucleotide messenger RNA. It is a transcript of the gene DLG5, whose product is annotated as discs large MAGUK scaffold protein 5. Gene Ontology annotation, biological process: regulation of apoptotic process. NCBI's taxonomy places the organism in Eukaryota, Metazoa, Chordata, Aves, Galliformes, Phasianidae. The transcript is spliced from 34 exons. The record is from RefSeq and is a predicted model, not a curated record. The coding region runs from base 1310 to 7447 and encodes 2045 amino acids. Gene Ontology annotation, molecular function: protein binding.